AUGAGUCAGGCGAUUGGCAAGCAGCGGUUCGCUUACAACGUGCCCUGGUGGGAUGAAAGAAAGCUCUGGGAAGGCACGACUUGGCACCGCCACUGCUAUGCGAGGCAGUGGAUCGCGCAAUUACUGGGUGGAUAUCCAGGCGAAUCUAGCCGCUUCGCGCUUCGCGGGCAACAACGGGGAGACCCUGGAAAGCAAGAGCGAGACUGGCUGACUGUGGACUGGGAAUUCCUCUAUCUCUCUCCCGUCUGUCUUUUCCAUCCAUGCUUGUUUUCCAUGGCCCAAGAUGGUCUCAUUCCCCAGCUUUCGCCUCGGGAAGUGCGCGCAGCCCACCCAGCCAGCUCCAGUCCAGGUCCUCAGCAAAGGGCGCGGGUGACUCUUCCGACUUCCUAUCUAUGCCUUAAACUAAUAACUUCCUCGUCACCCCUCCACCGCCCACGUUCAUGCUCUCCUCCUCUUCCGCCUCUUCUGCCUCCUCUCUUCUCGCCGAGCUUUCUCCUAUCUGCAAGCUCUUUCUUUUUCCUCUUCAAGAACAACCUACGAUCAGGGAAAAUUGGCCCUCGCUUCUCCAAUAUCUCUUUUGGGGAUGCGCAAAUCGGACGUUGGAGUUUCGGAGGCACGCCAAAGCAAACCAUUGCACACCGACACCGGCCUGAGCAAUCCUUCGUCGCAUCCGACUGCGCGACGUCGUCUUACCUGAGAUUCCCCGUUCGAAGCACCAAGACACGUGCAGAUUAUUGCGACAACUGCGUCAUGGGGGACGACCGCAGCAUUCCCAUCAAGGCGGCUUCUUCGAGCCGCGACUUUGUCGCCCAGCUCAGCUCGUCUUUCAUGACGGGAACCCCGCCCGCACAAGAGCUCCUGGCAAGAGAUUUGGCAGAAUGCUCAGAAGACGAAUACGUCGACGAGAAUGAGGAUGCCAUCGGCUCCGACGACGAGGACGUGUCCGCCGAGGGCCCUCUCUUCUACCGCCGCCCGAGCGGUGUCGCAUUCGGCACCUCCCGCCCCGUUAUGAACCCGCAACCGAUAUACGCCGCCGAAGAACCACCAGUCCUCACUAGAGUCGAAAAGAAGCAGUCGCGCGAUGCCGAGCUGAGUCUGUUGCGUGAUAACCAUCUUUUGCCUCCCAAACAUGCCCGAGAGGAAAACGAGCCAUUCUAUCGCCGCGCCUACAGACGUCUCUUCAGCACAAAGGUUCCACUCGAGCCUCACGAUGAAGAGGCACCCCAGGCCAUCAUUCGUCGGCCCUCUGAAUCAACCCCUCUAUUGUCCGGAACUCCAGCGCCAGAUGUUGAUGGCCAUGGGACUCUCAAUGAGCAGUGGGAAGCGGCAGUCUCGACGGGCCAACUUCGCACUACUUGGCAGCGCGAAGCCAAGACCAUCAUUCAGUAUGCCAGUCCGCUCAUUGUUACCUUUAUGCUGCAGUACUCGGUCAAUGUUGUUUCCAUCUUCGCCGUAGGACACAUCGGAAAGAUUGAACUUGGCGCCGUGAGCUUGGCAACCAUGACAGCGACUAUCACCGUCUACGCGCCCUUCCAGGGUCUCGCGACGAGUCUCGAUACUCUCUGUGCGCAGGCGUACGGAUCCGGGCACCGCCAUCUCGUCGGACUGCAAUUCCAGCGCAUGACAUAUUUCUUGCUCAUGUGCUUUGUCCCGCUGGCCGUGUUGUGGUUCUUCAGUGAGUCGGUGCUGCGGCUCGUCAUCCCGGAACCUGAGUCUGCGCGGCUGGCUGGCCAGUAUCUGCGCAUGUUGAUCCUGAGCGGACCGGCCUUCGUCUUCUUCGAGGGUGGGAAGCGGUUUGUGCAGGCGCAGGGUCUGUUUCAGGCCACCACUUGGGUCCUUUUGGUUGCUGCGCCCAUCAACAUCCUGUUGAACUGGCUGUUUGUCUGGAGGUUGGGAUGGGGUUUCAUCGGAGCUCCUGCUGCGGUUGUUUGCACCCAGAACCUGCUUCCGCUGCUAUUGUUCCUUUACGUGCGCUUCAUCGACGGAUACCAGUGCUGGGGCGGUUUCAGCAAACGAGCUCUGUCAAAUUGGGGCCCGAUGCUUCGCUUGGCUUUGCCCGGCAUGAUUAUGAUUGAGGCCGAGUACAUGGCUUUUGAGAUCCUGACUCUGUUCUCGAGCCAGUUCGGUCCGGAAUACCUGGCGGCCCAGAGUGUCGUCGUCACGCUGUGUGCUAUUACCUACCAGAUCCCAUUCCCCGUCAGCAUCGCGGCGUCCACCCGAAUCGCUAACCUCAUUGGUGCCGGGUUGGUGGAUGCGGCAAAGAUUACCGGCGGAGUGGCAUUCGCAGCAGCUCUGAUUGUGGGCGUGUUCAACGUCAUCCUCUUUGGCAGCUUGAGAUUCCACCUGCCAAGACUGUUUACCAAUGAUGAAGAGGUCAUUGCCAUUGUGGCCAACGUGCUUCCGCUGUGUGCGUUGAUGCAGGUCUUUGACGGCCUAUCCGCGGGAGCACACGGUUUGCUGCGUGGCAUUGGCCGCCCUUCCAUCGGUGGCUAUGCGAACUUGACGGUGUACUACCUCAUUGCGAUGCCAAUCUCAUUUGGGACCGCGUUUGGUCUUGAUUGGAAGCUCAAGGGUUUGUGGCUGGGCGUCACGAUUGGACUUGCCUUGGUCGCUAUUAUCGAGUAUUCGUUUGUAUACUUCACGGACUGGCACAAGGCGGCCAAAGAGGCGGAGUCGAGAAACCAGGCCGACGGGGUCAUGAUAGUUGUUUGGCUACAAAUUGGUGAUUUAAUGAUUGACUGUCGAAGAUCUAGCAAGCGAGCGAGCAUCGCAAAGCACAGCAUAACUUUGGAAGUAAUUGACGGGAGCGGGAGAAGAAGAGAAGAAUGGUUCACAGAUGAUACGAAUGCGGGCUCGGCCGUUGCAAUGCCAAUGUCAAAGUGUCUGCGUUGCCCUCGCUCGAUGAGACCAAGUCAGGUAAGCUGUGUCCGCUCAGAUACUGACGGACGUCUGUGGUGGUUCGCGACCUGUCAGAACAACGUAGGGCAAGGCAGAGAAGCGGCUUGCAAGAGUCUAAGCCGGAAACUUCCCAACGAGUUCUUUCUAGCGUUUCCGGGCCUCCAAGUGAAACUUUUGAGUUAUGGUGCCAGUGCGGAAGCUCUCUCCAACUCAGGGACCGUCCUGCGGCCUGGGCAGCGCAGAGAACCACACCUCCAAAAAGGCAAGCUAAGCCAACAAGACAGGGAUGCGGGAGAUUGGCAAAUUGGGGCCACGGCGAAAACCAGUGGCCCGCCUGCUCACUCUGCCACCGGGGGAACGAAUGGCGGGUGCAGGGGUUUUCCCGCCUGGGAGGAUUGGAGGGGGAAGGGGAAGAAGAAGGUCAGAAGGGGAGACCCCUCCUUUUCUGCGAAUCGCUACAUUGGUACCAAUUUCUCGUUCUUGCGCAACCUCUAUCUUUUCCACUCUCGCACAUUCGCAACUUCGGACGGGGGAAGUUCCGAACAAACCUACUCUUUUGCUCUCUCACACAAUUGCCUAUCGGUCUUUGCGCAACUUUAUAAGAAGAGCAGUAAGCCUCUCCAGCUCCCGCCCCUUUACGGGGUACACAACGAGACUUCCUCUUCCACGGGCAAACACGAAAAAAUAAAGAUGUCUACUACCACGACGACCACGACGACGGCCAACGAGGGCAUCACGGCCGAGUCGAUUCUGCGCCUGUUCCCCGACAUCGACACGAGCACCGAGGCCCUUUCCGGUCACGAUGCCGAGCAGAUUCGGCUCAUGGACGAGGUGUGCAUUGUGUUGGACGAGAACGACAAGCCUAUUGGCAAUGCGAGCAAGAAGGCCUCCAAGCGCUGCCACCUAGUGACAAGGACAGAACGAGAGCGCGCGAGAGGAAGCAAUAGAAGGGGGAACUACAAGACAACACAGUCAACUGACACUGAACUCCCCAAAACAACAGGCCAUCUCAUGACCAACAUCGACAAGGGCCUCCUCCACCGCGCCUUCUCCGUCUUCCUCUUCGAUCCGGAAACCAACCGCCUGCUCCUGCAGCAGCGCGCCACGGAAAAGAUCACCUUCCCCGACAUGUGGACCAACACGUGCUGCUCCCACCCGCUGGGCAUCCCCGGCGAGACGGGCGCGAACCUCGAGGAUUCGAUCGCGGGCGUCAAGCGCGCCGCGCAGAGGAAGCUGGAGCACGAGCUCGGUAUCGACCCGAAGCAGGUGCCCUUUGAUGACUUCCACUUUUUGACGAGGAUUCAUUACAAGGCGCCUAGCGAUGGCAAGUGGGGAGAGCACGAGAUCGACUACAUUCUCUUCAUCAAGGCCAAGGUCGACCUCAAGCCCAACGAGAACGAGGUCCGCGCGACGCAGUACGUCAGCGCCGACGAGCUCAAGAAGCUGUUUGAGGACCCCCAGCUCAAGUUCACCCCCUGGUUCAAGCUCAUUUGCAACUCGAUGCUGUUCCAGUGGUGGGAGAGCCUCGACUCUGGGCUGGAGAAGUACACCAACGAGCAGGAGAUUCGUCGCAUGUAA
Colletotrichum lupini is the source of this 4476-nucleotide messenger RNA. Its product is annotated as MATE efflux family protein. Lineage: Eukaryota; Fungi; Ascomycota; Sordariomycetes; Glomerellales; Glomerellaceae. The record is from RefSeq and is a predicted model, not a curated record. Gene Ontology annotation, molecular function: antiporter activity; xenobiotic transmembrane transporter activity; isopentenyl-diphosphate delta-isomerase activity. Gene Ontology annotation, cellular component: membrane. The coding region runs from base 1 to 4476 and encodes 1491 amino acids. Gene Ontology annotation, biological process: xenobiotic detoxification by transmembrane export across the plasma membrane; isoprenoid biosynthetic process. The transcript has 16 exons.